Pestalotiopsis fici W106-1 is the source of this 1722-nucleotide messenger RNA. Its product is annotated as Sulfate adenylyltransferase. Bases 1 to 1722 code for a protein of 573 amino acids. Lineage: Eukaryota; Fungi; Ascomycota; Sordariomycetes; Amphisphaeriales; Sporocadaceae. Gene Ontology annotation, biological process: sulfur amino acid metabolic process. Gene Ontology annotation, cellular component: cytoplasm. The record is from RefSeq and is a predicted model, not a curated record. The transcript is spliced from 5 exons. Gene Ontology annotation, molecular function: sulfate adenylyltransferase (ATP) activity; adenylylsulfate kinase activity; ATP binding.
AUGGCCAACCCACCCCACGGCGGUAUCCUCAAGGAUCUCCUCGCCAGAGAUGCUCCCCGACACGAUGAGCUCUCUGCCGAGGCCGAGACUCUUCCUGCCAUUACUUUGACCGAGAGACAGCUUUGCGAUCUUGAGUUGAUCCUCAACGGUGGUUUCUCGCCCCUCGAAGGUUUCAUGAACGAGGCCGACUACAAUGGCGUCGUCAAGGAGAACCGUCUCGCCGAUGGCGCUCUUUUCUCCAUGCCCAUCACCCUGGACUUGUCGCAAGAGACCAUUGAUGAGGUCAGCCUCAAGCCCGGACAGCGCGUCACCCUGCGCGAUCUCCGUGAUGACCGCAACCUGGCCAUUUUGACCGUUGACGACAUCUACAGACCCGACAAGCAGCUCGAGGCCAAGGAGGUCUUUGGCGGCGAUGAAGAGCACCCCGCCGUUGCCUACCUCUACAAGACUGCCGGCGAGUUCUACGUCGGUGGAAAGAUUGAGGCCAUCAACCGCCUCCAGCACUAUGACUUUGUCGAUCUCAGAUACACUCCCGCCGAGAUCCGCCUGCACUUCGACAAGCUGGGCUGGACCAAGGUUGUCGCUUUCCAGACCAGAAACCCCAUGCACCGCGCUCACCGUGAGCUUACUGUACGCGCCGCUCGCUCUCACCACGCCAAUGUCUUGAUCCACCCCGUUGUCGGCCUGACCAAGCCUGGCGACAUCGACCACUUCACCAGAGUCCGUGUCUACAAGGCGCUUCUGCCAAGAUACCCCAACGGCAUGGCAGUCUUGGGUCUCCUGCCAUUGGCCAUGAGAAUGGGUGGUCCCCGUGAGGCUAUCUGGCACGCCAUCAUUCGCAAGAACCACGGUGCCACCCACUUCAUUGUUGGACGUGACCACGCCGGUCCCGGCAAGAACAGCAAGGGUGUUGACUUUUACGGCCCCUACGACGCCCAGUACGCCGUCGAGAAGUACAGAGAUGAGCUCGGCAUUGAGGUUGUUCCCUUCCAGAUGAUGACCUACCUGCCCGACAGCGACGAGUACGCUCCCAUCGACACCAUCCCCAAGGACGUCCGCACUGCCAACAUCUCUGGUACCGAGCUGCGCUCCAGACUCCGAAGCGGCCGUGAUAUCCCCGAGUGGUUCUCGUACCCCGAGGUUGUUAAGGUCCUCCGCGAGUCGCACCCUCCACGAUCGCAGCAGGGUUUCACCAUCUUCCUCACUGGUUACCAGAACAGUGGCAAGGAUGCCAUUGCCCGUGCCCUGCAGGUGACCCUCAACCAGCAGGGUGGCCGCUCGGUCACUCUCCUGCUCGGUGAGACGGUCCGAUCUGAGCUCUCUUCGGAGCUUGGCUUCAGCCGCGAGGACCGCAGCAAGAACAUUGGCCGUAUCGCCUUUGUUGCCGGAGAGCUGACCCGCUCCGGUUCCGCCGUCAUUGCCGCCCCGAUCGCCCCCUACGAGGUCGACCGCGCCAGCGCCAAGGAGCUGGUUGAGAAGUUUGGUGACUUUUACCUCGUCCACGUCGCCACCUCGCUCGAGUACAGCGAGAAGACGGACAAGAAGGGCAUCUACAAGCGCGCCCGCGACGGCGAGAUCAAGGGCUUCACCGGUGUCGAUGACCCCUACGAGACCCCCGCCAAGCCCGACCUGGUUGUCGAUGCUGAGAAGCAGACCGUCCGUGCCAUUGUCCACCAGAUUGUGCUGCUCUUGGAGAGCCGUGGUCUGUUGGACCGCCUGUAA